CGUCCACAUUCUCUAGACUACUAUACGUACGACGAAUUGAAAGAUGGAUGGCCGUCUCCGAUUACACUUCGUGAGGGACGAUGGUGAAGUGGUGAAGCUGCCGCCCGGAUUCCGGUUUCAGCCGACGGAGCAAGAGAUCGUGUUUCAGUAUUUGCAACGUAAAAUCUUCUCCUUGUCGCUACCGGCUUCUGUCAUUCCCGAAUUGCCCAACAUCUGUAGAUAUAACCCCUGGAAUCUGCCAGGAGAUAUGGAGCAAGAAGACAGGUAUUUCUUCAGCAGCAAGGAAGCUACAAAGUACCCAAAUGGGAACCAGACUAGCAGAGUGAGUUCCAAUGGAUAUUGGAAGCCAAGUAGUAGUGAAGAGAAGCAUAUUACAUGUCCUGGUAAGAGUAGUAGUUCAAUCCCAAUGAUUAUGGGGAUGAAGAAGACAUUAGUGUUUUACUAUGGAAAGCCUCCACAUGGCUCCAAAACCAAUUGGAUUAUGCAUCAGUAUCGCCUCGUUGCCAUUUCCCCCGCCGGAAACCCACCGCUUCCGCCCUACUUCCGCCACGCCAUGAAGAAAGAUCAUUCCCAGGGUUCCUUAAUGCAGCAGAUUGGAAAUCUGGUAAUAUGCCAUGUAUUUCAAAAGAAAAGAGUCAACGGCAAAGCAGGAGGGGAAAGUGCAGAAGUUUGUGAGGAUAACAUUAACAGUAGCAUUGAUGAGGAUGAGAAUGUUAACCGCUACAACUUGAUGAUGAGAGAUGGGUUGAGUAGUAGUAGCUGUAGUGAAGAUGGAGAUUCUUGUGUUUCUUCAUGUUCAUCAAGUAGGGUUCUUAAUGAUGAGGUUUCUUCAAGUUAUUCUUGUGGAACAUUAGGGUAUGGUAACCAUCAAGAUGCAAGUUACAUAUAGCCAAUUGAUUUAAUUUGAUUGAUGUUGCAAA
Molecule: messenger RNA, 920 nt
Organism: Ipomoea triloba (trilobed morning glory)
Lineage: Eukaryota; Viridiplantae; Streptophyta; Magnoliopsida; Solanales; Convolvulaceae
Product: NAC domain-containing protein 83-like
Exons: 3
Coding region: 44-889 (281 amino acids)
Biological process (GO): regulation of DNA-templated transcription
Molecular function (GO): DNA binding
Source: RefSeq, a predicted model, not a curated record